UGGCUCCUGGUUCAAAGUGCUUUCCAGAAUUUUCAAAUGGUUCCAAACUCUGUUUUGAUUUGUGCAACCUUGGGCAUGCUAAUUCAGUUCCCUGGGACAGAAAUUUUCAUCCUUGUGAAGAAGAAAUGUUGAGUGUCUACUUUGAGGGACAGCGUGCAUUGUGUGGAUUAUUAGAAAGCAGUGAGGUCCUAACAGGUGCCAGCCAUCUCCUGAGCAGUCACGCUGGAUCACUGUCCCUGGGGGUGGGAGCCACCCUGUUUCAUACCUGCAGGGCCUGCCCCACCCCACCCCUAACCCCUCUGGCAGGUCUGUGGCAGUGAUCUCUCCUCACCUGUUGCGGCCAGCACCUGGGGAGGCCUUGGUGUUUCUCCUGCAACCUGGGUCUGAACUGGCAGCUUGUGUGGUGCACAGACACCGGGGCACCGGGGUAGUAGAAGCAGAGAGGAAAGUCAGAGUUAGCUCCUCAACCACUAUGUUUGGAAAGGCGAGAUCCCCCUCCCAGGAACCUUCACACUCAUCCUGUGUCUCACACACUGUGCCUGUGAAGUUGGUGGGGAAUCUUUGUUGGUUUGUUUUGUUUUUCUUGUGCUGGGGAUAGAACCCAGGACCUUGGGCAUGCCGGGCAAGCCUCCACCACCGAGCUCCACCCCCAUCCCGAGGUCAGUGGUAUUAAUUGAAGUUUCCUUGGCUAUGAAAAUCACACCCACAUCCAGUGAAUGGAAGAUUAAAACACUUGGAAGAGGACUGGGGAUUUAGCUCAGUGGUUUCACCGCCUGCUUCGCAAGCGCAAGGACCCGAGUUCGAUCCCCAGUACCAAAAAAAAACAAAACCAAAAAACGCUUGGAAGAGUGCCUAGCACGCACAUAGUAAACGUCGCUGUCAUCUGCUGUUAUUAAUUGUAGAGGAGUAAACUGGGGCUUGGGAGGUCAAGUAGCAAAGUCCUGCUUGCAGCCGUAAGUGGUAGAGCCGUGUGCAGACUGAGUCAGGCCAGCUCCCAGACCUGGGUGACUGUGGAACCUGCCCGGUUCAGAGGCCGAGGCUGGGGUGGAGGAGGGCUCCUGCUGCUCCCCUUGGUGACCCGGGGUGGCCGCUGUUUACCGAACCAAGUCUGCUUGGGGAGCCCAGGUGCCCAGAACGGAAUGUGUCUGGGUUGGCUGUCCUGCAGGAUGGCCAGGUGACCUUGGAGAGGUGUCUGCGUCAGCUUAGACUGGCCGGGACCAUGGCCAAGGUGAGGGUCAGGCCAGCCGCGUCCCUCCCUGUCACUGGAGGGGCGGGGCGGGAGAGGCGGUGCCUGCAGCUGAGUCCCUGCCCUGCCCUGCCCUCCCCUGCUCGGCCAGCAUUUGUUUCCUUUCCGAAGCUGACUGGGGCUCUUCCACGGGGCAACAAAAGCAACUUUCCUCCAAGCCACUGCCACCUGUUGGGUUUUCACACAUUGGGGGAUCCCAGCGACAAGAUGUGUCCCCACCGAGGUGCUGUGCGGCCAAGGGCGUUUAGCACGGGCUGAGACACCGGACCUGCACCACAGAAGGGCUGGUGCAGGGAGAUGGGUGCCUGGCUGAAUCCUAGGCCUUUGGUGGCAGCAAGAAGGAGAGGCCUCUGCAGCAGCAUCUGGAGCAGGGCUGAGAGCAAGCAGCUGUGGAGUGCGCGCCUGUGACCGGCCGCCAUGGGCCAGAGGCUGUGGGGGAGCCGCCUGCUGCGGCAUCGGAAGGCCCAGCUCCUGCUGGUCAACCUGCUGACCUUCGGCCUGGAGGUGUGCCUGGCUGCCGGCAUCACCUACGUCCCGCCCCUGCUGCUGGAAGUGGGCGUGGAGGAGAGGUUCAUGACUAUGGUGCUGGGCAUCGGGCCCGUGCUGGGGCUGGUCUCUGUGCCACUGCUGGGCUCGGCCAGUGACCAGUGGCGUGGACGCUACGGCCGCCGGAGGCCGUUCAUCUGGGCGCUGUCUCUGGGCGUGCUGCUCAGCCUCUUCCUCAUCCCGAGGGCAGGCUGGCUGGCAGGGCUGCUCUGCCCGGACGCGCGGCCCCUGGAGCUGGCCCUGCUCAUCCUGGGCGUGGGGCUCCUGGACUUCUGCGGCCAGGUGUGCUUCACACCGCUGGAGGCCCUGCUUUCUGACCUCUUCCGGGACCCAGACCACUGCCGCCAGGCCUUCUCGGUCUACGCCUUCAUGGUCAGCCUGGGCGGCUGCCUGGGCUACCUCCUGCCCGCCGUGGACUGGGACGCCAGCGCCCUGGGCCCCUACCUGGGCUCCCGGGAGGAGUGCCUCUUCGGGCUGCUCUCACUCAUCUUCCUGACCUGCUUGGCGGCCACGCUGUUUGUGGCGGAGGAGGCUGUACUGGGCCCCGCGGAGGUGGCAGAAGGCCGGUCGGUGCCCUCAGGGCCACACUGCUGCCCAAGCCGUGCCCGCCUGGCCUUCCGGAGCCUGGAUGCCCUGUCUCCUCGGCUGCACCAGCUGUGUUGCCGCAUGCCCCGCACGCUGCGCAGGCUCUUUGUGGCCGAGCUGUGUAGCUGGAUGGCGCUCAUGACUUUCACACUGUUUUACACGGACUUCGUGGGCGAGGGACUGUAUCAGGGUGAGCCCAGAGCCGAGCCAGGCACCGAGGCCCGGAGACACUACGACGAAGGUGUGCGGAUGGGCAGCCUGGGGCUCUUCCUGCAGUGCGCUACCUCCCUGCUCUUCUCUCUCGGCAUGGACCGGCUGGUGCAGCGCUUUGGCACCAGGGCCAUCUACCUGGCCAGCGUGGUAGCCUUCCCCGUGGCCGCCGGUGCCACGUGUCUGUCCCGCAGUGUGGCCGUGGUGACAGCCUCGGCCGCCCUCACCGGGUUCACCUUCUCAGCCCUGCAGAUCCUGCCCUACACUCUGGCCUCCCUCUACCACCGAGAGAAGCAGGUGUUCCUGCCCAAAUACCGAGGGGACCCUGGAGGGGGCAGCAGUGAGGACAGCCUGGCGGCCAGCUUUCUGCCCGGGCCCGUGUCUGCAGCCCCCUUCGCCAACGGCCUCGUGGGCGCGGGCAGCAACGUGCUGCCCGGCCCUCCCGCGCUCUGCGGCGCCGCGGCCCGUGACGUCUCCAUGCGAGUGGUGAUGGGCGAGCCGAGCGACGCCAGGGCCGUCCCGGGCCGGGGCAUCUGCCUGGACCUCGCCAUCCUGGACAGCGCCUUCCUGCUGUCCCAGGUGGCUCCGUCGCUGUUCAUGGGCUCCAUCGUCCAGCUCAGCCAAUCUGUCACUGCCUAUAUGGUGUCGGCUGCAGGCUUGGGUCUAGUGGCCAUUUACUUUGCUACACGAGUAGUAUUUGACAAGAGCGAUUUGGCCAAAUAUUCAGUGUAGAGCGAUCUCAACACAGGGAGGCCCUGCCUCAGGGGGCCCCAGCCGGAGGCCGGGUGGCCUACCGGGCCUCCCCGCUGCCCGAGUGGUGUCGCUCUCUGCUGCCACCCCGUGGCAAUGUGGUGCAUAGCCUCACCCAUAGUGGUCUGAGGCUUCCCUGGCCUCUUCCCAGUCUCCAGGGCUGGCCGGCAGCUUCCCGGCAGGUUUUCGCUCUGGACUUCUUCAGGGACCUAAGGGCGAGCAUGUGAUUAGCUCCUUGCCCUGGAAUGCGGGACUCCGUAGGUGGGUCACCAGGCUCAGGGUUAGAGCCAGCACCUAGUUGAGAUAGCCUCAGAAAAGUGUCUGGGCAGCUGAAUAAACUCAGCCACCUGGUCUCCCACCUCCAAGGCCCCUUGUCCUGCAGCCCUCCAGGUGUUGCUCUUUCUUGGGAGUUUCUAGCUGAAACUGUCCGCCACGGGAUGGAAGGUAUGAAACCUACUUGCAGGAAGAGCCCAUGUGGUCCACAGCACUGUCUCUCUGCUGAUUCCUCUGCCUCCACCUUUUAUUAGGACACGGCUGGUGGUCUCUGGGUUGCCAUCAUGAGGACACAGGACUUUAAGUAUUUAACUUAUUUAUUUAGCAAAGCAGAAGGGAAAGAAAUCCAUUCCCGGCUCCUCUGUGUUGGUGCCUAGGAGGUGGGUAGAAUGAGAGCCUCAAUAACUAGGUCCCCCAAAAAGCUGAUCAUUGGCAGAAUCCUGUUCUUUUGGGGUGACAGGUCUGGUCCCCCAAACUGCCUAGCCUGGGACCUUGGGAGCUCUGCUUACCUGAGGUGAGAGCCCAGAUGUCCUUACCCAGAGCUGGGGACUUCGAGUGUUGGCGUCCCCAACCCGAUGCCCCUGGCUCCCCUCUGCCCCAUGUAGGGCUGGGCUGAUGAAGAUGCUGCCCGUCCACUCCACCCCAGCUCUCGCCACUGGCUCCUCAGCCCGUCUGGAAACAUCGCAGGACCAGAAGCAUAUUGAGGUCGCUUGAGCCUCUGACCGCCUCCGCCCCGGGCAGAUCUGUGCUGGGCGGAUCUGUGCUGGGCGGAUCUGUGCUGGGCGGAUCUGUGCUCGGGAAUCCCACUCCGACUCAGGAGCACCCUGCCGAGCCGAGGAGCUCCUAGCGCUCUCGCUCAGGGUUUAAGUGCCGUUUGCAAUAAUGUUAUGUCUUAUUUAUUUAGCGGAGUAAAUAUUUUAUACUGUACGUGAGCAAUCAGAGUAUAAUGUUUAUGGUGAUGAAAUUAAAGGCUUCUUAUAUGUUUAA
This is a messenger RNA of Heterocephalus glaber (naked mole-rat), 4597 nucleotides long. RefSeq names its product solute carrier family 45 member 3 (gene Slc45a3). The record is from RefSeq and is a predicted model, not a curated record. Gene Ontology annotation, molecular function: sucrose:proton symporter activity. Gene Ontology annotation, biological process: transmembrane transport. Gene Ontology annotation, cellular component: membrane. NCBI's taxonomy places the organism in Eukaryota, Metazoa, Chordata, Mammalia, Rodentia, Bathyergidae.